Molecule: messenger RNA, 1500 nt
Organism: Alternaria burnsii
Lineage: Eukaryota; Fungi; Ascomycota; Dothideomycetes; Pleosporales; Pleosporaceae
Exons: 6
Coding region: 1-1500 (499 amino acids)
Molecular function (GO): protein binding
Source: RefSeq, a predicted model, not a curated record
AUGGUCCAACUUCUCCCUUACGUCGCCUCUCUCCUAGCCCUCGGACAGGCUGUAGCUGCUGCCAAGGCAGUUACUUCCUUUUCCGAAUGGGUUGAUGGCAUUCUUGAGAACCCAGAUGGUGACAACAUGACACCCGAGGAGGUCGUCGUUGCCUUCAAGAGUGGAGAAUUCAAUUCUUCACCAUCAGCCAAGUUCAGUCGUAGCUUGUACGAGAAGCGCGCUACAUGCUAUGAGGCCGCGAACACAGAUUGCCUGAUCACAGAUGCUGUUGCAUGCAUCAACACCGUCGCCCGCAAGACGAACUGCAAGAACGUUUAUCUGCAAUGCCAGAUCAACACGGCCGCAUUGACGACCGACGGUAACAAAGACUCUUCCUGCUCGUAUCUUACCACACUCGAUCAGGAAUACUGCGUCUACACAUCCAACACAACAGGCCCACAUGGCCUUUCCCUCGUCUUCUCCCCGGCUUCCGCGCACUUAGCAACAAGAUAUCUCGACGACAACCCAAUCGAUAGUUUCUUAACGCAGCAAGAAGCUGAACGUCUGUACCUUGGCCGCCAACCAUGGAAGAUCGUCGACGUACCUGGGAAAGCGAAAGGCGUAGUAGCUACUCGGAAGAUUAAGAUGUACGAGACAUUCAUGAUUGACCAAGCAGCUGUUGUGGUAGACGUAGAAGCAGAGAGUGCUUUGAGUGAUGUGGAGAACAAGAAGUUGUUGAAGAGGGCAGUGGAUCAAUUGCUCGUGCCGGGUAUGAUUCGAGAUAUGAGCGCUGCGCAUGCCGGAAACAGAGGCGACGCCAAUGAAGGUGGCGAGGAACAGGACACAGAAGGGAGAUUGGAAGAAGAUAUUAUGAAGACAAAUUCUUAUGGAAGUACGGUGGCUGAGGUUAGCUCCAAGGCGUUAUAUCCACUUAUUUCACGAAUAAACCAUGCCUGCAACCCAAAUUCCUUCGUUCUUUUCUCUCGCGCUGGCGUCUCAAUGGCCAUAAAAGCCUACCGCGAUAUCGAACCUGGCGAGGAAAUCACCGUAUCCUACCUCCUCCUAGGCCUCCCCUCUCCGAAACGCCAAUCUCUAAUAAAGCGCUGGGGUUUCAAAUGCACAUGCGACCUAUGUAGCCUCCCUACCCAAGAACGACAGGCUUCAGAUCUCCGCCGCACCUUGAUCGCGCAAGCCGAGGAAAAGAUCAUAGAACUAGCGCAAGAGUACAAACUCACAGAAGCGAUCUCUCUGGCAGAAGAAUCUGUGGAGAUGAUCAAGGAAGAGGGGAUUUGGCCUAUGUUGACGGACGAGUACGCCAUGUUGGCGAUGCUAUGGUUGGAGAAGGGGGAGAAAGGGAAGGCGGAAAUGUACGGUAAGAAGACGCAUAGGCUAUUGGCAGACCUGGGAUUCUUGGGUAUUGGAGAGGAGAGGGAGGCGUGGAAUCUGGAGACGCUGUUGACGAACAUUGGAGGGCUGGGUGGUAUGGGUGAGGCAUGGAAGAAGGGCCCGUUGAGAGGCUGA